Molecule: messenger RNA, 7130 nt
Organism: Pararge aegeria (speckled wood butterfly)
Lineage: Eukaryota; Metazoa; Arthropoda; Insecta; Lepidoptera; Nymphalidae
Gene: dikar
Exons: 9
Coding region: 261-6353 (2030 amino acids)
Biological process (GO): chromatin remodeling
Cellular component (GO): CERF complex
Molecular function (GO): protein binding
Source: RefSeq, a predicted model, not a curated record
UGUGUCUGAUACACAACGCAUAUAGUGUCUCUUCUUUCUAAAUUUAUUGAAAUAUCACUGAAUUCAAUUGAUUAAUUAUUUUGGAAAGCUCUGCUAUGGGUUUAGAGAUUUUAUUACGCUAAAUAAACGUCUGUGGAAGUGAAAACAAUUAAGGUUAUCUCUCCGUCUUAUAUAGCUAUUUUAGGUGUGUUUCAGUAAAUCGGAAGAUCUAGAAACUAGGCGUUUUUCUCGAAAACGGUAUCCCUAGAAGUGAUGUCUGAAUGAAUUUCUCAAGGUUUCUAGACAUUCAGUCAUGGUGGGAAGUGCCCAGCAUUGCAUACUUUUGUUCCUUGUUCAGGACUGCCUUCAAUCUUCUGGAUUUUGACAUCGAAGAAUUGGAAGAGGCUCUUCUUACAGAUGGCACCGAGGAGUCAGCCAGCUCGCUCUUGACAGAACUUAUAGUGCGACUGUUGAACGGUUGCUUAGGCAACAAUGAUAUCUCGGCUUUUAAUUAUCAGAUGUAUUUGAGGCGUUUGUUCAGGCAAAAAUGUCAAGACACCGGAAGAUUCAACCCCUUCAAUACUGACAUUGACUUUCAGUUCCUUCCUCUCCGCACCAAAGUGGAGAUAUUGUACGCAUUAUGUGACUUUCGCCUAGACGCUGAAGAUGUAUUUGAUUUAUUUAAGAACCUUGAAGCUGAGAGUUUACGAGUUGAGCCUCUAGGAUGGGAUGACAGGCAAUCAGCUUAUUGGUACUUCUAUGGGACAAGAUUGUAUCGGGAAGAUACAAUAAGGAGGAGAAGCCGAAAGAGAAGGCGAGACAGUAGAAAACGCGGGUGGUUUUACGGCGAUGAUUGGCUUGAUGACGAAGAACCAGAGAGAGUGUGGCAGGUUGUGUGCUUUACUGAGGAUGAUUGGAACCACCUGACAGAGAAAUUCAGCAGGGCCACUAGUAAAGUUGAAAAGGAAUUGCACCGCUCGCUGUCACAAAACUUUCUACCAGAAAUACCCAGACUGUUUCAGGAGAAGGAGCGCUUACAAAGGAAAAGGCUAUUAGAGUUAGCGCCGCGCCGUACUUCAAGCCGCGUGCUGCAGAAGAUCAAGCAGAAAGAGGAGGAGUCCAAACACAGCUCGUAUGACUCCAAGGACGAAGACAGUAAGGAGAGCCCAUCUGUGGCCCGAGAGAACCGAGCUAGGCGACGGAAUCAACUGAGAUCAAAAUCGGCGUCACCCGUUACUUCGGUAAGUUCCGGUAGCAGACAAGAAAUGCCACAGAAAGUAACGAAGCGGUCUAAAGCGAAGGCCAGGAGGUUAAGGAACUCCUCGUCUACUCAAAAAGGCGAACCUCCACCAGAACCUGUAGUGAAGACCGGCAGGAAGACUAAUAACUCCCUGUCAGCUGCCACAGGGCAAAUAGUGAUACCGGACAACGAUGAACCGGUUAACAGCACGCGGAAAAAACUUAAAACAUCACAAAUAUUCAGUCAAACUGAAGAAGAUGUACAAACAGAUAUGUACAAAGUUCUGGAACAGCUUACAGCUCACGAAGACGCCUGGCCGUUUGUUGACCCUGUAGAAGAGGAAUAUGCGCCAAAUUACUAUGCUGUUAUUCGGCGGCCUAUGGACCUUACUAAAAUGGAACGACGCCUCGACAGUAGAUUCUAUACCGACUUCUCCAUGUUUAAGGCUGAUUUCAAACUGAUUGUAAACAAUUGCCGACUUUACAACGGCCAAGAUAACGAGUACACUACGAUGGUUGAUAACCUACAAGCCGCUUUUGAUCGUCUUACGGAGAAAUAUAUUCAUCGUCUUUCCUCAUCGGAUGAAGAAAUUGCUGUGGAAUACCAACUACCUACACCAUCCAGAAAACAUAAGUUGAAAAGCAGCGAGUCUCCUUCACGGCACAAGCGAAAGAAAAGGAGAUCUAAUUCGGAUACAGGAGAAACAAAAUCUAGUUCAUCGGAAAAGAAAGAAAAAGCAGAAGAAGAACGGAAAGAUGAUCAUGUUGAGGAUGAGAUUAAUGAAAUCGACGUCAAGAAAAGUAAGGAAUCUCAUAAAAGUAGACAUGGAAAAGAAGGCAGGAAAAAACGAAAGGGGCACAAACGUGGCAAACAUUCCAAAAAUCACAGGAAGAAAUCUAAUCACGAAUCAAAGAGACGUAGCAAAAAACAUGGGAAGAAUAAAGAUAAGGAAGGCAAGAAAUCAAAACAGAAGAAGAAGAAAAGCAAGCAUCAUGAUGUAGAGCCAGUUGAGGUGUUACAGAGGAGUGCAUCGCAAGAGUCGUUAGAAAGCUCUAACAGAAGUAGAAGUGCCAGCCCCUUGCCCUCCAUACACACCCUCUCACCAACUCCCUCGCCCACGGAACUUGAUAAACCUAAGGAAGGAAAACCUCGUGCCAAGAUACAUUUUCUUAGGGAUAAAUUUGAUAAAAUUAAAGAAAGAAGACGACACGCAGCAAGAACAGCUUGGGAGUCUUUAUUCGUUUUUAAAGAUUUGGACGAUGACGAAGACGAGGACGAAGACGACGACGAGGAGGAGGAGGAGGAGGAUGAGGAAGAAACUGAAGAAACACGUGGAAAAGAGAAAAAGGAGAAAAACCAAAAGCUACGAGAAACAAUUGAAAAGCUGAAGGCUAAAAAUGAAAAAUAUAAAGGCACUUCACUUUUCAACACCCUGUUUACACCAGUAGGAUCUGAAAAUGGAUCCCAUUCUAGAGACUACAAAGGUUCCAGUAAAGACGAAGAAACCACAGAGUUCUCUGAAGAAGAAACUAUCGAAAAUGUAAAAGAAAAACCUGUUGUUAAGAAAGGUAAAAAGAGUUCAGCUAAAAAUGCAUCUGCCUCUGAGGCAUUAGAACAAGCUGUUAAAGAUAUAAGCAAAUGGCUGGACGAUGCUCCUAAACAUACUGUAGUCAGUACUCCUGGCGUCAGUCCUGCUCAAACAAUCUCAACCGAAGAACAUGACAACAGUCGCUUAGAUGAUGAAGCGUCACUAGGAGAGAAACCAACAGUUUCUCGAAAAGAAUUAUGUCGAAAACGGACUUCUUCACGAGAACCUAAAUUGGUAAAAAGAAGAGAAAUUCAACGGACCAUUGAGAGACUACAGCCUGGAAAAAGUAAAGGUAAUUUAUUGACGAAUAUAAGUAAUAAGAAUACAGAAAAAGCGGAAGAGGUUUCGUGUCUAGGAACUAAUGUUCGCGAUUCGAAAAAAGAAGAAAGUAGCCCAAAACUGAGUCUGGGUUCCGUAUUAGCUACUGUAGAAUUUACACUGGGUGUUGAUCAUAGUUUUAAUGAUGAGACAACUAAGAGGGAGCUUCGAAAAGAAACCAUAAAAAGUAUUGUACCUAAAGAAGUGAAAUCUGCCGAGACACAGGUUGAAAGUAAACCUGAAGAAAAAGUUGUCCCAACUAAAAAAGAUGCUGAAGUGGAAACCGAUCCACCUAUGGUAAUGGUGCCAAGCCAAGAAAAAGCAACUCCGAACUUGAGCGCAUGGUUUAAAGCCUUUGGUGCACCGAAAACUUCAAAUACUGCAACUACUAAGAAAAAAGCCGGAGAAAUUGAAUCUGAAGAUAAAGCAACAGACAAAGACAAGCCAGACAGCAACACAAAAACAAAAAGUCCAAAGAGUACCGCAGUUAAAUAUGACUCUCCUAAUGAUCUGAACUCACCAAUUCCAGAUGGUGGUGACAGUCCUAUUCCAAGUGUUACGGCAACUCCACGCCAACGCAGAACUAGUACUGGAAGUUCUGUUUCAGAAAGAUCUUCAUUUAGCCAAGAUUUGGAUUCUCCAAGACAUCAAAUGUCUCACACUUCACCUCUAAUACAGUCGCCUGCAUCGCCGAGAACAGAUGACUUUCAGAAAAUAACAUAUCCCAUUAUCAAUGGCACGGUUCGUGCUGGCUUCUAUCAUGAUACUACUUCUGUUAGAAGUAGUCCUGAGAAAAGUUGUAGCCCGAGAGAUGCACCACAAUCUCCAUACUCUCCUUAUUCUCCCCACGUCUACGCUUCUAACAGCAAUGCAGGAGCAGCUACUCCAAACUACUUUGUUGAUCACAACAAAAGCCCGUUGCCAACAUAUGGUCAAAAUGCUCCACCGUAUUAUGAUACCUCUAAAGCUCCUUUAGUUAGCAAGCCUCCAAAAGUUCACGAAGAUUAUACAUCUCUUAGUCCCGACUCGUUUCAGCAAAAUCACUUUAACGGUCCAUUCUCUCCUUCACCGGCGCCAUAUCCACCUGCACAGACUAAUUAUUCUCAGCCACAAAUAUCCCCCCAACCUGGCAUGUCAACCUCACAGCCUGUGAGUUCUGUCCAAAUUGUAACAGAUCCAAAAACAUCAGUGUUUCCAGUCAAGAAAAGAACAUACAAUGAACCCGAAAUUCCAAUAGCUCCUAAGAUCAUACCUGAUAAGGAGACUAUUCUAACUUCACCGAAUAAAAAUGAUUACACCAAAAACACUUCUUCACAUUCUGGCCAAAGUACGCCGGCAACCUCAGUGGAUAAUAUCGCCCUGGCCCUAAGUGAGAAAUCAGAAACUUUGAAAUUAAAUUCAUUACGCGAAAAAACCAUUACUCUUGAUUACACAGAGCGGCAUACCUCUGAAAACAGAGAUAAUAAUUCAUUUGACAACAAUGGCAUAACGCGCAGUGACAAGAACGAAAUUACCCAUAUUGAUCUGACCAAACCUACCACUGGCACAAAUCAAGAUAAUAUAGAUAUGGUAAACAUGGGCUACAUGAAUCUGGAAGAUAGGAGAAAUAAUGUUGAGUCCCAUGAUGUGGAAUUUGUGAGCAAGGAACUCAAACCAAAUAUGGCUCCACAGCAUAAAGGUUAUGAAAUAGAAGCGAUCGCAAUAAAUCUUGGAAUAAACAGCCAACAGUUACCAAAACUGUUAAGUAAACCUUUAGCUGGGCCUAACAUGACCCCAGCUCAUACUCAUGAAAGACCACAUAAUGAGAUAACAGCAAAUCAAGUUAUACCACAUGCACAUCACAAUCAAUAUGAUUCAAUGCCGCCAACUGGCCAGCCCAUAAACUCAUUUUCGUUAAAUGAUAUUGAAAUGGCGAACAAAAAACUAUAUGCCAGUAACAACGAUACUUCAUCAACCGCCCUUGAUUAUGGCAAUUGGAAGAUAAAUCAAAUUCGAAAACCUGAAAUUUUGCCAUCUGACUAUUCUGCUAAUAGUUACUCUGCUAAUAAUGAAGACAAAUUAAAAACUUCUGAUACUUCCAUUACGAGUGCUAUUAACUACAAUAAAAAUGUUCAACAAUACGCUAAUUAUAAUAAUGCACCUAGAUCAAGUUCUCAACGAAAUCAAGAUGUACAACAAAAUCUACCAGCUGAACUAAGAAUUCCUAACCCUAGAGGGCUUUUAAAGCCUGAAGCGAUGAACACAACAUCAGUCAAUGAUUGUGACAGCCACUCAAAGAAUAUGGAUGCUCAUGCAAAAUUGCAGAAAGCUGAAAAACUUUUGCAAAAUCAUACCAUAGUAUCAGCAAUACCAUACAAAACACCAUACAGCAGCCAUUCUGCUCUGCCAAUAGAAACCUUAAGGAAUUUGCCUAACAUACCACAGAUGUUGGAAAGAUACACUGAUGAUAGAUAUUUAUCGAGUUUCGCAAACAGCUCAACUUCAUUGUAUCAUGACAAAACAUUUCAAAUGGCACAAAUGUUUAAUAAAAAUAUAACUUCCGAAGCUCAUCACCCCCCGAGCACAUCUGUCAGUAUGUUCUCACAACCAAGUAUCGGUGCAAUGAGUAAAGAUAAUAAUAUUUACAAAAGUGGAGUAAGUAUUGCUAGUACACAGAUGGAUAUUAAAAAGAACAAGAGAAAGAGGACUUCAGAGUCCAAGCAGUCGACUGGACAAGUCGGACAGACCUAUCAUACACAAAAUUGCAACACUGAUGUUCUGGCCUCCGUUAAAACUAGUAUGAUCCCAACGAGCCCCUUUAACUUUAGUAGUUCCGCAAACAUGGCUCUGGGUGGCAUGUACGCCGACAACGGUAGUUUUACGAUCGAGGACUUCAGAAACAGCACUAAUCAACUUAUGGCCGCCAACUACAUGGCGGCGGCAGUGGCUCACCAGCAAAGAAGUAAUGAGGCAGCGGCUGAGAAACUGGCGAAACCAGCGCAUCAGAGUUCGAACCACCAGAGCACUAGCUCGUUCCCAUUCAUUGGCCAUUCACAAGUACGAGCCGGUUAUCCGUUUGUAGGUGCGGAGCCGUCGUCGCCUUUGUACCAACAGUAUUUGCAGCGGUAUCAAGAGGAGCUACAGCGGCAGACAGGAGCUCAGAUCAUGGGGCUGUACCCAUCUGCCUACUCGACACCGCUAGGCGUUCGCCAACCUUACGAUUCCAUUAAUCGACCUUCCUGGCUUUAAAUGUAAUCCCUUACAUCCCAAUGAUGAUUAUGCACGUAGUAAAAUUUUCAAUACAUUUGCUCGUAAAAUGGCUCGAAUGUCACACUUGUCACAACUUAAAGUUGACUAUGAAGGAAAUAAUUUUUUAGUUUAAUGCGCUAUCAGACUUACUAAAGGCUGAAAGGAUAAAGGGUAGUUUUGGAUGGCUUUUACAUACAAAUGUAUUGAAUUCUAUGUAUAAAUAACAUGUGUGCAUUCCCAGUUUCCCUUUUGAGUAGUAGUAUAAUAAAUAUUAUUAUCGAUGUGACAACUCAUAUAGGAAAAAUGUAAUUUAUGUUGUUUGUAGAACUAUUAUAAUAGCAUAUUUGUGAAAAUAAUACUUAAUCAAAUUUCAUUCUAUGGAGUAAUAACCUAUGAUUUUAUUAUGAUAUAGUGAUGACAUCGUUAUUCGCCUGUGAUGACAGAAGCACACUUGUGUUGACUCAUUAAAAAUUAUUAGUUCUAAGAAAUAAUUUUAUUUUCCUGUUUCUUAAGAUGUUUGCGAUCAAACGGCAACUAAAUCUUGUCUUUUGUCUACUUAUGCCUACAGUAAGUAUUAAAGAUAUCUUUGAUUCUCUGUGUUAAUGUUUAUAUAGCUAAGCUAUUUAGAAAAUGUCAUAAUCAAUUUGAUGUUAAAAAAAAAGUAGUGCAGGUCAUGCAAUAUAUAUAUAAAUAAUUUAUAUAUAUAAACAUUUUUUUUAUUUGGACAAAAGUUUUUCAGAUGAUUUCGAUUGAAAGUUAUUAUUUAACGGAAAUUAU